ACGCCAGCCGGACGUCUGGGAUCUGACUUCUUUAGGAGAAGCCAACCUGUGAAGCAAAGACAGAUGUACGACUAUGCCAGGGAUCUGAUUGAGCAGCACAGUCUGCAGCCUGGAGAGUAUGUGAUCGUCCCCUCUACCAUGAAGCCCUACACAAGUGCAGAGUUUGUCCUCAGCGUCUACACCAAGACCGACACUAAGAUCAGCGUCCACGAUGGAGGUGAUGAUGACGACACCGACAAUGACAAACUGAUUCUUCCCGAGAUCCCUACCAAGUCCGAGGAGGAGGACAACAACAAGGAUAACAGUUCUGACCGCUCCUUGUUCAACCGUUACGCUGGCCAGACGGGUGAGCUGAGCGCCAGACAGCUCCAGAAGCUCCUCAACGACAACUUCCCUCAUGGGACCUGGCACGGCUUUGGCUUGGACACCUGCAGGAGCAUGAUUGCCAUGGUAGAUACCGACAAAAGGAUGACGAUGACCUUCAGUGAAUUCUCAACUCUCUGGACCAAGAUUCAUGAGUUCAAGAAACAGUUCAAUCGCGCUGAUUCGAAUAAGAAUGGAUCCCUGUCUGACUAUGAGCUCGAGAAAGCAAUUGGAUCUGCUGGGAUGGAUGUGAACGACGUUGCCGUGAGACUGAUGAUGUUCCGCUAUUCAGGCGUCUCAUCCACCAUCAUGGAGGACUUCAUCGUUCUCAUGUUGCGCCUGGAAAACUCCAAAAAUGUUUUCAAGGACAAAUCAUCCGAUGGAGUGAUCACCUUAGACUGGGAUGAGUGGACUGUCAUCUCCACAUACAACUAGAGCAAAGCUGACACAGAAGCAGAGGAGACACACAAGAGAAGAUUCCUGCAAUCCGACAAUGCUUCCAUUUCAACUAAUGUCUUCCUGUGCAAAACCUGUAAAGCUGUAACACGUUUUUCUGUGAACUGAACCUAAUGAAAUAAACAUUGUUACCAUCAGAAUUAUGAGCCAAAAUC
Molecule: messenger RNA, 974 nt
Organism: Lates calcarifer (barramundi perch)
Lineage: Eukaryota; Metazoa; Chordata; Actinopteri; Centropomidae
Product: calpain-1 catalytic subunit
Molecular function (GO): calcium ion binding
Source: RefSeq, a predicted model, not a curated record